UCGCUCGCUCGCUCCAACCCUUUUGUGGAAAUGGACUUAAAGCUAAAUUAUAUGAAGUGAGUGGCUGUGACUUUAAAAUUCUGUGCCAUUGAAUUGAAUUCCUCUUUUCCUUUUCGCAAGUUGAUUGUAGCGUUCAAAGGCAGAGUGGGGGGACGAGAGGGAAAAAGGAUCACUCUUUUAUCUUGCUUCAUUGUUUUGACGAUUCCCCCUGCUUUACUCUGUUGCUUUAGUUUCCCCCUUCUUUCUUCAAUUUCUUUUUAUAAUAGUAUUGGGGGUUGAGAGACUCUAUUUGUCGAUUUUGUUGGGCGUGUCUUGUUUGUUUCCGAAGAAAAUGGAUGGUGGGGUGAUGUUGAUUCCAGAAGCUCCACAGCUGCUACUCCUACUUACUAUUUAUUAAUAAGCCAGCACCCUUCGAUUGGGUUUCCUUCAAUUAGAAGAAAGAUCGUUGAUUUUUGUUUCUUUCCUGGACCUCCCUUCUGGGUUCUGGUGUGGUAAUUCAGUUAACUGAGAUGGUAAUCAGCAGCAGAGCAGGAGGAAGUGAAAGAUGUGAGCAGGUUUUGGCUCCAUUUCUCGUCAACAGUUGAAGAAGCUAGGGCUCUGUUUGCGUAUAGGUUGCUAGAUACUUGACUCUCUAUAUUCCUUUGGUGAAGAGACUAUGAUGAGCUCACCAACAACUCAACUAGCAAUCUUGAGAGGAAUGGGGAUCUAUGAGCCAUUCCAGCAGAUCAGCUCAUGGGCAACUGCAGCAGCUGACCCUUUUAGAGGGGAUAAUAAUAAUAACACUAUCCUCAAUAUUACUCCCUCCCCGAUUCUGCCACAGGAUAACAACACUGCAGCACCUGAAAACAAGUCUGCUGAGAAUGGCUCCCAUGAGUCAACUGAUCCUUCCAAAAGUGACCAAGAAGCUGGAGGCGGCCGACCUGAUAAGACACAGAGACGAUUGGCACAAAACCGUGAAGCUGCAAGAAAAAGCCGGUUGAGGAAGAAGGCAUAUGUGCAGCAACUAGAAACAAGCCGUUUGAAGUUGGUCCAGUUAGAGCAAGAACUUGUCAGAGCUAGGCAACAGGGUGCAUACAUAAACAAUGGGCUCGAUUUUGGAAUGCCUGCAGCAACCUUGAAUUCAGGAAUCGGGACGUUUGAGAUGGAAUAUGCACAUUGGGUAGAAGAGCAACACAAACAAGUGGCCGAGCUGAGGAGAGCGCUGCAAGCUCACGUCGGCGACGUGGAGCUGAGGAUGCUGGUGGAGAAUGGGCUGAACCACUACGCCAAUCUCUUCCGGAUGAAAGCAGACGCCGCCAAGGCCGACGUCUUCUACCUCAUUUCAGGGAAAUGGAGGACCUCCGUGGAGCGGUUCUUUCUGUGGAUUGGUGGGUUCCGUCCAUCAGAGCUUCUCAAUGUUCUGCUGCCACAGCUGGAGCCAUUGACCGACCAGCAACACGCCGAAGUGUGCACCCUCCGUCAAUCAUGUCAGCAAGUAGAGGAUGCUCUGUCUCAAGGGAUCGAGAGGCUGCAGCAGACUCUGUCACAGAGCAUGGCGUUGGAUCAAAGCAUUGGUGGAAGUUACAGGGUUCAGAUGGCUGCCGCCAUUGAGAAGCUGGAGGGGCUCGAAUCAUUCGCUAACCAGGCGGAUCAUUUGAGGGGUCAAACUCUGCACCAUAUGGCUAGAAUCCUGACGACGCGCCAAGCUGCUCGCGGGCUGCUUGCAUUGGGAGAGUACUUCGAGCGCCUUCGUGCCCUCAGUUCGCUAUGGGCAGCUCGUCCUCGCGAGCCCACAUGAAACCCUUUUUCGGGUUGCAGAAGCAACAACACAAAGCAUCCAAAAUAUGGCGUAUGCCUAAAUCAUUGAUGAUCGUAGCUAUGGGCUGGUGGUGGUGGUGUGUAACGCAAAGAACCCAUCACCUGCUCUACGUAUUCAUGAUGCCUCUGUUCAGGCCAGGCGCAAGCAGAAGAGGGUCUAUUAUGUUAUUAUGCAAGUCCAUUUGUAUCUAAGUAGUCGAUCUUCUUUCCUAAGAACAAAAAAAAAAAAAGUCGUAGAUCAUUCCCUCUCUGUAUCUGCUGCUGCUUAAUUAGUUUAAGGUGUCAAAAAUUGAUGGCUGUAAAUAGUAAGUGAUGGGUGGUAUCUGAGUUGAGGCAAGCAAAUGUGGUUUAGGCAGUUACAGAGUUGCUGUAUGUAUAGAAAUGGGUAUUAGAAAGUUUGGGGGCAAUAGAGAAGCAAGAUAUUAUGAGGUGGUUGCUGGAGGUAAUUACCAAUUAGUGUUGUUAAUUUGGUCAAGAGUUUGUUUUAAAGUUUGUAUACCAAUUAUCAUUCAGAAUGUUUGCGAUUUAAUAUACGAUUAUGCAAUAUCUAAAUAUGAUCGAAAUGAAAGUUUAGCA
Molecule: messenger RNA, 2373 nt
Organism: Linum tenue
Lineage: Eukaryota; Viridiplantae; Streptophyta; Magnoliopsida; Malpighiales; Linaceae
Source: the annotation of a GenBank genome assembly